This is a messenger RNA of Struthio camelus australis, 2837 nucleotides long. The record is from RefSeq and is a predicted model, not a curated record. NCBI's taxonomy places the organism in Eukaryota, Metazoa, Chordata, Aves, Struthioniformes, Struthionidae.
CAGGAGAGCUGGUUGCUGUGAAGGUCUUUAAUAAUGCCAGCUACCUCAGGCCACAGGAGGUUCAGAUGAGAGAGUUUGAGAUGCUGAGGAAGUUGAACCAUAAGAACAUUGUCAAAUUAUUUGCCGUGGAGGAGACGGGAACCAGCAAGCAGAAGGUGCUGGUGAUGGAGUACUGCUCGAGUGGGAGCUUGCUGAAUGUGCUGGAAGAUCCAGCCAACGCCUUCGGCUUGUCUGAGUCCGAGUUUCUCAUAGUGCUGCAGUGCGUUGUGGCAGGUAUGAACCACCUCCGUGAGAACGGCAUCGUCCACAGAGACAUCAAGCCCGGGAACAUUAUGCGGCUGAUGGGAGAAGAUGGGCAGAGCAUCUAUAAGUUGACAGAUUUUGGGGCUGCCCGAGAGCUGGAUGAUGAUGAAAAGUUUGUAUCUGUCUAUGGGACAGAGGAAUAUCUUCACCCAGAUAUGUACGAGAGAGCAGUUCUGCGGAAACCUCAGCAGAAGGCUUAUGGUGUGACUGUGGAUCUGUGGAGCAUUGGGGUGACCUUCUACCACGCUGCCACUGGCAGCCUCCCCUUCAUCCCCUUUGGUGGACCUCGCAGGAACAAAGAAAUCAUGUAUAAAAUUACCACCGAGAAACCUCCUGGAGCCAUCGCAGGGGUCCAGAAGCAGGAGAACGGGACCAUCGAGUGGAGUUACGAGCUGCCUGCCACGUGCCGACUCUCUGCGGGCCUGAAGGGCCAGCUUAUACCAAUUUUGGCUAAUAUUCUGGAGGCAGAUCAGGAGAAAUGCUGGGGAUUCGACCAGUUUUUUGCAGAAACCAGUGACAUUUUGCACAGGAUCGUGGUUGAUGUCUUCUCCCUGCAGCAGGCUUCCUCACAUCGCAUUUACAUCCACUCCCACAACACUACCACCAAAUUCUUAGAUGCUGUCUUCAAACAAACAAAUAUAGCCCCUCACCAUCAAGAAUAUUUUUUUGAAGGCCAUCUAUAUGAACUGGAUCCUAACCUACAAGCUCAUAAUUUCUGCAAGACCACGGAGAAUAACCCUCUGACCUUGCUGAGCGCUGAGCCAGAAGACCUGGUAGGAGUGAGAUACAGAGAUCGUGAUCCCCGGUCCCGGGGGGGCUUGCUUGUGCCCAGCACCCUCAGAAAUAGCGAGGGAGAGCCUCCGGCACUGAGGGCGCCUUUGGGCCCAAAUUCCUUCGAGCGCAAGAGCCGGCUCGGUGGUUUGCCUGAGCAGAGCGCCGUGGGCACUGCGCACCAGACGCUGUGGAUAGCCCGGUCGCUGCUGCGCUGCCAGGAGCUCAUGCUGAGGGGGCUUCACUGGGUCGCUGGCAACCUGAAAACUGAGUGCUUGAGGAUUUUGGAGCAGAGAAGAGGCGCCGUUUCGUUGCUCACCUGCUUGCAGCUUACUGAGGUGAAGACCUGUGUGCUGUACGAGACUGUUUCUGGAGAGGGUGGGACGCUGGCGCUGAGGGAGCUGAACGAGGUGAAGACAAGGCUGCAGGCGGUGGUGGAGGAUCUCUCGCAGUGUUCCCACGACAUCUUUGAUUAUCAGGGGACGUUGGAUGGCAUUUUGGCUGAGCUGGUAAAGCACAGGCAGCAAGCACACGAAGAUAAAAGCAUCCGGCAGAUCGAGUACUGUCUGGAGAAGAUGCAGCUCAUACACAAGCAGUUCAAGAAGGCCAGGACGUGUCUGCGGCUGGGCUAUAACGAGGAGCAAAUACACAAGCUGGAUAAGAUGAAUUUAGGACAUUUGGCCAGGAAGGUUCUGCUCAUUUUCCGGGACGACUGUGUACAGAAGUACCAAGAGGUCCUGGCUCUUCAUGGCAGCAGAAUGAGGAAAGUUUGUGAGAUAAAGAAGCAUCUGAAGAGGCUCAGCAACUGCAUCAGUGCCUGCAGCGUGGCGAUGACGGAGUGCCAGGACUGCCUCCAGCACGCUUUGGACAAGUUUCCCCAGACAGUCUCGCCAGAGAAACGGCAUUUGGCCCCGGUCACUUCGCCCACUCAUCUGAACCAGGCACGCCACGAUAUGGCUUUUAGGAUGCAGGAGCUCCUAGAGCAAAUGAAAUCGGUGACGUGCGAUCUCCAGUUCAACAACAGCAUCAUCGAGCAGUUAAGUGAGGCUGCUCCAGCUCCAGGUAUUUGAGAGAAGCAGUGGAUUUGCAGCUACUGAAGCAAGCGGUGUUUUUCACAGGAGGGAACACUUAUGGCACUUUGGGUCGAGAGCAAUGGAGAACUCAACGUUCGUGUUUUGGGAACUCUCCUUCUCCUACCUCUCUGCUCCAGCAUUUUUGCACGGUUCACCAGCAUUAGCUUUGAGUGAUUUGCAAGCCUUGAGCCUGUGAAAAUUUGACCGGAAGGUUGUUGACAUGGCACAGACACUGCACUUGAUGGACAAGAAGCCUGAUCCAGCCCCGGACGGGCUCACUUGGGAGACCUCAGCGUGGGAAAGCGGGCGCCAGCGAAGGCCUACUGCAGUCGGCAGCAUCUCGUGCUUCCGUCGCUCCAUCUCCACCUAAGCCAUGUGCUGGGAUUGCCGAUGGUUGUAGGAAUGGGAAGCCAAGGGAGGUUUCUCUUUUUUGGGGAUAUUUCUAUAAAUGUAACCGAGUUCUGUGUCUGUGCAUGAGUGCAAGCGUGCUCCGAACGAUGAUCUGUCCACCUAACCUGGUGUGUUACUAAAUGCCAAGGCAAAUGCUCAGAAGCAAUGACCCCUGUGAGCUCUGUCUCCAGAAGCACCCCUGCAAGAGAAGGCAGGGAUAUUUUCCUUUUCUUUUGGGUGAAAGAUGAAAAGAAAUCAUAAACAGCCACCUCUGCCAUUAACAUGCAGGGUAAUAAUGCA